This is a messenger RNA of Alligator mississippiensis (American alligator), 1035 nucleotides long. RefSeq names its product electron transfer flavoprotein subunit beta (gene ETFB). The transcript is spliced from 6 exons. Gene Ontology annotation, cellular component: cytosol. Gene Ontology annotation, molecular function: electron transfer activity. Lineage: Eukaryota; Metazoa; Chordata; Crocodylia; Alligatoridae. The record is from RefSeq and is a predicted model, not a curated record. The coding region runs from base 50 to 823 and encodes 257 amino acids.
GGGAUUGGUGAGGAGCCUGGAAGGGGGCGGGGCCGCGGAGCAGGGCGCGAUGGCGGCGCUACGAGCCCUGGUCGGGGUCAAGCGCGUCAUCGACUACGCGGUCAAGGUGCGGGUGCGCGCGGACGGCGCGGGGGUGGCGGCGGACGGCGUGAAGCACUCCAUGAACCCGUUCUGCGAGAUCGCGCUGGAGGAGGCCGUGCGGCUGCGGGAGCGCGGGGCCGUGCGCGAGGUGCUGGCCGUGUCCUGCGGGCCGCCCGCCUGCCAGGAGACCAUCCGCACGGCGCUGGCCAUGGGGGCCGACCGCGGGGUCCACGUGGAGGUGGCGGCCCCCGACUACGAGCGCCUCGGGCCGUUCCAGGUGGCCCAGCUGCUGGCUGCCCUGGCCCGGCGCGAGGAGGUCGACCUGGUGCUGCUGGGCAAGCAGGCCAUCGAUGACGACUGCAACCAGACGGGGCAGAUGACUGCCGCUCUCCUGGACUGGCCUCAGGGCACGUUCGCAUCGGCGCUGACACUGGAGCCGGAUGGGCAGUGGCUGCGGGUGGAGCGGGAGGUGGACGGGGGCCUGGAGACACUGCGGCUGCGUCUGCCCGCGGUGGUGACGGCCGACCUACGCCUCAACGAGCCGCGCUACGCCACGCUGCCCAACAUCAUGAAAGCCAAGAAGAAGGCGCUGGCGGUGCUGGCACCAGCAGCGCUGGGCGUGGAGCUGGCACCGCGAGUCACGGUGCUGCGCGUGGAGGAGCCGCCCCAGCGCCAGGCCGGGCUGCGUGUGGAGACCGUGGCCGACCUGGUGGCCAAACUGCGUGAGAGCGGCUGCAUCUGACCCCCCCCCCCCCACAGGUAUGUGAGCCCCCCCACAUCUCCACCCCCCCCCAGCUGUGGGGAAACCAGGCGGCCGGGCCCACUGACCCCCAUCUCUCUCUUGCAGCCCUUGGAUCUGAUCCUGCUGCUAUUGGGGGGGAUAAUCCCAGACCCGACAAGGUGCCUUCCUGCCCCCCCUCCCCUUCCAGGGCAGAAUUAAACCAGCUGGAGAUA